This is a messenger RNA of Triticum dicoccoides, 573 nucleotides long. Its product is annotated as universal stress protein PHOS32-like. Lineage: Eukaryota; Viridiplantae; Streptophyta; Magnoliopsida; Poales; Poaceae. The coding region runs from base 55 to 528 and encodes 157 amino acids. The transcript is spliced from 4 exons. The record is from RefSeq and is a predicted model, not a curated record.
CACUGGUCUGGAAAUCAAAAACCUGUGUUGUGUUUAUCUGAGCUUUGCAGGGACAUGGGUGGGAGGAAUAUCGGAGUUGCUGUGGACUUCUCAUCGUGCAGCAAAGCGGCUCUGCGAUGGGCGUCAACCAACCUUGCCAGGAGCGGUGAUCGACUCGUGCUGAUCCAUGUCAACAACUCCUACCAGAAUGAGCAAGGAGCGAUGCAUCUCUGGGAACAGAGUGGUUCACCGCUCAUCCCUCUGGUAGAGUUCUCGGACCCCCAUGUCACCAAGAAGUACGGCCUGUCACCGGACAAGGAGACGCUGGAGAUCCUGGCCCAAGUGGCACAUCAGAGCGGGGUUGAGGUCUUUGGGAAGAUACUCUACGGCGACCCGACCAAGAAGGUGUGUGAGGCAGUCGACCUGGUUCCCCUCAGCUGCCUGGUCAUCGGAAGCAGAGGCCUGAGCACGCUCAAGAGGGCUCUUGGUGUGUUCGCCCGCGUCUGCUUUGUAUUCUCACAGAUACUAUAUUUCAUAGCAACACCAUGACAUUGUACUCCGAAAUUUACUUGGAAGCUAUGAUGAAAUUACAAG